AUGGAGGAGCCCCAGUCAGAUCUCUGCACCGACCUCCCUCUGAGUCAAGAGACGUUUUCGUACUUAUGGGAACUCCUUCCUGAGAAUCCAGUUCUGUACUCCCCUGACCUUAACAAGCUGUUUUGCCAACUGGCAAAAACAUGCCCGGUGCAGCUGUGGGUCACCUCACCACCCCCACCCGGCAGCCGUGUUCGCACCAUGGCCAUCUACAAGAAGUCAGAACAUAUGAUGGAAGUCGUGAAGCGCUGCCCCCACCAUGAGCGCUGCUCUGACUAUAGUGAUGGGCUGGCCCCUCCUCAGCACCUUAUCCGGGUGGAAGGAAACCAGCGUGCCGAUUAUCAAGAGGACAACGUCACUUUGCGACACAGUGUGGUGGUGCCCUAUGAGCCACCUGAGGUUGGCUCUGACUGUACCACCAUCCACUACAACUUCAUGUGUAACAGCUCCUGCAUGGGGGGCAUGAAUCGAAGGCCCAUCCUCACCAUCAUCACACUGGAAGAUUCCAGUGGUAAUCUGCUGGGACGUAACAGCUUUGAGGUGAGGGUUUGUGCCUGUCCUGGGAGAGACAGGCGCACAGAGGAAGAAAAUUUCCACAAGAAGGAGGAGCCUUCCCCCAAACCACCUCCUAGGAGCACUAAGCGAGCACUGCCCCCCAGCACCAGCUCCUCUACUCAGCCAAAGAAGAAACUACUUGAUGAAGAAUAUUUCACCCUUCAGAUCCGUGGGCGUGAACGCUUCAAGAUGUUCCUGGAGCUGAAUGAGGCCUUGGAGCUGAAGGAUGCGCAGGCUGGGAAGGAGCCAGAAGGGAGCAGAGCUCAUUCCAGCCUCCCGAAAUCUAAGAAGGGACAAUCUACCUCCCGCCAUAAAAAAACUAGUUUCAAGAGAGAGGGGCCUGACUCAGACUGA
Molecule: messenger RNA, 906 nt
Organism: Orycteropus afer afer
Lineage: Eukaryota; Metazoa; Chordata; Mammalia; Tubulidentata; Orycteropodidae
Source: RefSeq, a predicted model, not a curated record